Messenger RNA from Equus quagga, 2414 nucleotides. Its product is annotated as signal transducer and activator of transcription 4. The transcript is spliced from 24 exons. Lineage: Eukaryota; Metazoa; Chordata; Mammalia; Perissodactyla; Equidae. The record is from RefSeq and is a predicted model, not a curated record. The coding region runs from base 57 to 2303 and encodes 748 amino acids. Gene Ontology annotation, molecular function: RNA polymerase II cis-regulatory region sequence-specific DNA binding; DNA-binding transcription factor activity, RNA polymerase II-specific. Gene Ontology annotation, biological process: regulation of cell population proliferation; regulation of transcription by RNA polymerase II; response to peptide hormone.
GGCGAUUCUGCCUUUGGACUUGAGCGCCGCCUGGGCCCUGGGCUGAGAGAACCGGCAUGUCUCAGUGGAAUCAGGUCCAACAGUUAGAAAUCAAAUUUUUGGAGCAAGUAGAUCAAUUCUACGAUGACAACUUUCCUAUGGAAAUUCGACAUCUCUUGGCCCAGUGGAUUGAAAAUCAAGACUGGGAGGCGGCUUCUAACAAUGAAACCAUGGCAACAAUUCUUCUUCAAAACUUAUUAAUACAACUGGAUGAACAGUUAGGUCGAGUUUCCAAAGAGAAAAACCUGCUCUUGAUACACAAUCUAAAAAGAAUUAGGAAAGUCCUUCAGGGAAAAUUUCAUGGAAAUCCAAUGCAUGUAGCUGUAGUUAUUUCAAAUUGUUUAAGGGAAGAGAGAAGAAUAUUGGCUGCAGCCAACAUGCCCAUUCAGGGACCUCUGGAGAAAUCCUUACAAAGUUCUUCAGUUUCAGAAAGACAGAGGAACGUGGAGCACAAAGUGACUGCCAUUAAAAAUAGUGUGCAGAUGACAGAACAAGACACCAAAUAUUUAGAAGACCUGCAAGAUGAAUUUGACUACAGGUAUAAAACAAUUCAGACGAUGGAUCAGGGUGACAAGAACAGCGCCCUGAUGAAUCAGGAAGUUUUAACUCUGCAAGAAAUGCUUAACAGCCUCGACUUUAAGAGAAAGGAAGCCCUCAGCAAGAUGACACAAAUAGUCAACGAAACGGACUUGUUAAUGAAUAACAUGCUGAUAGAAGAGCUGCAAGACUGGAAGAGGCGACAGCAAAUAGCCUGCAUAGGAGGUCCACUCCACAACGGGCUCGACCAGCUUCAAAACUGCUUUACACUGUUGGCAGAAAGUUUGUUCCAACUCAGAAGGCAACUGGAGAAAUUAGAGGAACAGUCCACCAAAAUGACAUAUGAGGGCGACCCCAUCCCAAUGCAAAGAGCACAUCUGCUAGAAAGAGUCACUUUCUUAAUCUACAACCUUUUCAAGAACUCAUUUGUGGUUGAACGGCAGCCAUGCAUGCCAACCCACCCUCAGAGGCCGAUGGUACUUAAAACCCUCAUUCAGUUCACUGUAAAACUAAGACUACUAAUAAAAUUACCGGAACUAAACUAUCAGGUAAAGGUGAAAGCAUCAAUUGACAAGAAUGUUUCAACUCUAAGCAAUCGAAGAUUUGUUCUUUGUGGCACUCAUGUCAAAGCCAUGUCCAUUGAAGAAUCUUCCAAUGGGAGUCUCUCAGUAGAAUUUCGCCAUUUGCAACCCAAGGAAAUGAAGUCCAGCACCGGAAACAAAGGAAAUGAGGGCUGCCACAUGGUGACUGAAGAGCUUCAUUCCAUAACCUUUGAGACACAGAUCUGCCUUUACGGCCUGACCAUAGAUUUGGAGACCAGCUCCUUGCCUGUGGUGAUGAUUUCCAAUGUCAGUCAGUUACCUAAUGCUUGGGCAUCCAUCAUUUGGUACAAUGUGUCAACCAAUGAUUCCCAGAACUUGGUUUUCUUUAAUAAUCCUCCAUCUGCGACUUUGAGUCAACUCCUGGAAGUGAUGAGCUGGCAGUUUUCAUCAUAUGUGGGGCGUGGCCUUAACUCAGAUCAACUCAAUAUGUUGGCAGAAAAGCUUACAGUCCAAUCUAGCUACAGUGAUGGUCAUCUCACCUGGGCCAAGUUCUGCAAGGAACACUUACCUGGUAAAUCAUUUACCUUUUGGACAUGGCUUGAAGCAAUAUUGGAUCUGAUCAAGAAACACAUUCUUCCUCUUUGGAUUGAUGGGUAUGUCAUGGGCUUUGUUAGCAAAGAGAAGGAACGGCUCUUGCUAAAGGAUAAAAUGCCUGGAACCUUUUUGUUAAGAUUCAGUGAAAGCCACCUUGGAGGAAUAACUUUCACCUGGGUGGACCAUUCUGAAAAUGGAGAAGUGAGAUUCCACUCUGUAGAGCCCUACAAUAAAGGCCGCUUGUCUGCUUUGCCGUUUGCUGACAUCCUUCGAGACUACAAGGUUAUUAUGGCUGAAAACAUUCCUGAAAACCCUCUGAAGUACCUAUAUCCUGACAUUCCCAAAGACAAAGCCUUCGGUAAACACUACAGCUCCCAGCCGUGCGAAGUUUCAAGACCAACAGAAAGAGGAGACAAAGGUUAUGUUCCUUCUGUUUUUAUCCCCAUCUCAACAAUCCGAAGCGAUUCCACUGAGCCACAGUCUCCAUCAGACCUUCUUCCCAUGUCUCCAAGCGUAUACGCAGUGCUGAGAGAAAACCUGAGUCCCACGACCAUCGAAACUGCGAUGAAGUCUCCAUAUUCUGCCGAAUGACAGGAUGACCUCUUGACACUCAAAAAAUGGAAGCAAAUGGAAAACUUUAAGGACUGAUCUUUGCCAACAGUCAUCUCUUAUUCUUCAUCUUUGUAUAUACGGAUUUCCAGG